AUGGCUGUCCGGGUGGCAGAAAUUCCUUUUCUUGCAGAUGGUGAAUUUGCCGUUGGGAUGGAAUUCAGUUCUAGGGAAGCUGUUAUUAAAGCGAUAAAAGAGUAUACUAUACGAAGAAGCGUAGAUUACCGGGUGUAUGAGUCUGAGCCAUUGACAUUUUAUGCGAAGUGUACACAGUAUGGGUCAGGGUGUGAUUGGCUUAUUCGGGUUAGCAUGAUCAGCCGGAAGUACUGUUGGGUUAUAAGGAGGUAUAAUGGCAGUCACACAUGCACCAGAGCCACAAUUUCUCAGGAUCAUUCAAAGCUGGAUUCGACCACGAUUGCAGAAGCAAUUAAGCCGUUGGUUGAAGCUGACCCCGCCUUAAAGGUAAAAUCAGUUAUAGCAGAGGCGCAAUCGAAGUUCAACUACACUGUUAGUUAUCAGAAAGCAUGGUUGGCUAAGCAAAAGGCGGUUGAACAAAUAUUCGGAGGUUGGGAGGCAUCGUACGAAGCGUUGCCUAUAUGGUUUGAAGCCAUGUGUCAGAAGGAGCCGUCAGCUGUUGUUCAUUUUGAGACUAUGCCUGCAUACCAAGGUGACGACUUGGUGACUGAUAUUCGGGUAUUGCAUCGUGUCUUUUGGAGUUAUUACCCUUGCAUUAGAGCUUUCAGACAUUGUAAGCCAGUUGUCCAGGUGGAUGGGACUCACUUAUACGGAAAGUACAAGGGUUGUCUACUAGUGGCGGUGUCACAGGAUGGUAACAACAACAUCGUCCCAAUUGCAUUUGCAAUUGUCGAGGGGGAGACUUCAGAUGCGUGGCACUUUUUUCUGAGUAACCUCCGUCAGCAUGUUGUCACUCGGGAUGGUGUGGGACUGAUAUCCGACCGUCACGAAUCCAUAAAUGCGGCUGUGGAAAGGAGUAACGGGGCUUGGUCACCUCCAAGAGCCUUUCAUAUGUUUUGCAUCAGGCAUAUAGAGUCGAAUUUUCUGAGAAAAUUCAAGGCGCCGUAUUUACAGAAACUGGUCGUCAACAUAGGAUAUUCGAGGACGGUGCGGGAGUACGAGGUGCGUUACCAACGUUUACGAGAACGGGGAGAGGCAUACACUGACUGGUUAAACCGAAUCCCCCGGGAACAGUACGCGUUGGCAUUUGAUGGUGGAUAUCGAUGGGGUCAUAUGACGACAAAUCUGGUGGAAUGCAUCAACUCAGUUUUGAAGGGCGCACGCAAUCUCCCCGUGACUGCCCUUGUGAAGGCAACAUUCUACAGGCUGAACGAGUUGUUUACCCGAAAAAGAGCAGAGGCGGAAGCCCGGAUUAAUGCUGGCCAUGUGUUUUCUGAUGUCGUGACCUCGAAGUUGCAUGCAAAUCAAGUUGCAUCAGGAAACAUUCAGGUUAGUUGCUUUGAUCGGCGGAAUGAGGUCUUUGAGGUGCGUGAGAUGCCAAGUGGACUGGAGUUUGCGGUGGACCUACGUGGCCUUCGAUGUGACUGUGGUGAGUUUCAGGUGGACCGGAUCCCCUGUCGACAUGUGUUUGCAUGUUGUGCCAACCAGCGACUAGAUUGGCAAGUGUAUGUUCAUGAUGUGUAUAAGAUGGACCAAGUUCGGCGGGUGUACCGAGCAAGGUUUAGGCCACUUGGUAACCCCACUACGUGGCCUGCUUAUAACGGUCCUCGGUUCAUCCCAAAUCUAUACCUGAGACGCGUCGGGAAAGGUCGGCCAAAAAUGACGCGCUUCUUGAAUGAGAUGGACACGCGAAUGCUACGUCGGCCUAGGCGAUGUACGAUAUGUGGAGCUGAGGGACACAGUCGUGGCAGAUGCCGUCAGCAGCGUGGUGCAAAUGCCAACAGAGAUCAGUAG
Molecule: messenger RNA, 1833 nt
Organism: Arachis ipaensis
Lineage: Eukaryota; Viridiplantae; Streptophyta; Magnoliopsida; Fabales; Fabaceae
Molecular function (GO): zinc ion binding
Source: RefSeq, a predicted model, not a curated record